Molecule: messenger RNA, 2482 nt
Organism: Cuscuta epithymum
Lineage: Eukaryota; Viridiplantae; Streptophyta; Magnoliopsida; Solanales; Convolvulaceae
Source: the annotation of a GenBank genome assembly
UCUUCUUCCUCCUGACUGCCUUAAACAAAGGAGAUCGGAAUUGCCGGUACUUUCGAUAAAUUACCAACGACGUCGAGUUCCUAUUGGUUUAACACUAGAUCUGAUUUUUAGCUUUCUUCAAGGGUGUGGUAGUAAUGGGACGACACUUUGCACAUGUAAUUUAUUCCAAAUCUGAAAAUGGUAAUUCUGGAGGUCUGGGUUUGCACAGAAAGUAUUUAAGCUCAGGCAAAUCCUACUCAAACGACAAUGUUGAAAUUACAAGCAAUGGCUCUAUAUGCAGCGGUAAGAGGAAGACGAGGAAGCUUAUACGUUCUGGCUUCUCAACUAGAGACAAGCAGAAGCUGAAGCAACAUACUUCCUUGACAAGAAAUGGAAGAAAAGAAAAACACUCAUCUUUCGGAAGGAAAGGAAGUAAUAAGUUUGCAAGGAUGAUUGAAACAUUGAAUGAAGAUGUGAUGAGAGAAAUUUUACUGAAGUUGCCUUUGUAUACUUUGAGCUGCAUUAAAAGGUGGGUGGAAUUGGCAUCUGACCCAUCAUUCAAGGCUAAAUAUAUGGCCUUAAACACAGUUCUUUUGGGCUUUGCCUAUGUGACAGAUAACGUAACAUUUCUGGCACCUGCAAAAUUCAUUCCUCUGCCUCAUGCCGUCAUAUGCUUGCCAGAGUAUAGUAGUAUGUCCUUACGGGAGAACAUUGAAGUGUCUUAACUUCAAAAGUUUCGUAAUGAUGAUCGUUUUCCUCCUCAACUACCCAAAAAUGAUCCUAGAUCGUUUCCAUCUUAUAACGACUUCAUCACGUGCUCUUCUAAUGGAAUCCUCCUGGAGCUUCAUCUUCGUAAGGCUUCUUUGUUUUUUUCAUUGCAUAAUCCUAUAUCUGGACAGUCAGUUCUCUUACCAAGGCCUCCAGCUGGACACAUUUUUAAUGAGGACAUUUAUUUCGGCUCUUUAGCUUCCUAUGGAUUGGCUACUGAUUUCUUUCCAAGCCAGCCUCAUAUUGUUGUCAUAGAGUUGUUAGAAGAUAAUGGGGGUUUGCAAGUCAAUUCUUUUUCUUCAAAAUCUUGCACUUGGAAAUUAAGGCAUCACUAUGUGCCGCCUACUUCUUAUGAUGGUAUUUGUGACAGAAUUAUAAUAUCAGAUAGAGGCAUUCAUCUUAAUGGUGUGAUAUACUGGUGGUAUUAUCGUUGUGGGUUCUUAGCCUACGAUGUUCAACGUGAGUCUUUUGAUUUCAGCUUGCUUAACAACACACCCCCUGGUGAUUCAGUUGUUGAUUCUGAUGAGCUUUGCUUCUGUCAGCAAAUCAGUUCAAAGUUUCCUGAUAGAUCGUCAUGUAUAAAUUUAUACCCUUGCACAUGCCAAUUUUUGGGGAAGUCACAAGGAACACUGUGCUAUAUCAGGGUCGUUGAUCAUGCCAGAAUUUCAACGUGGGCUCAUCUUGGGGGUCAUUGGUCAAAUAGGAGGUGUUACACUCUUCGCGCUCUGCCCAUAUCUCUCAGUGUUGGUAGGAUACUGAGCGUUGAUCCGCUGGAUUGUGAUGUUUUGUACAUCAGGCUAUCAACAAAGAUUGUCUCGUAUCAUCUAGUGCGUCAUGAGCUAAAGGUGAUAUCCACAAUAACAUUGAAAAAAUUGUCUUUUGAGCGUCUUUAUGGCACUGUCGUUCCCAUUCUUCCUUAUGAAGCACCGAAGCUUCCUGCCUCUCUCCACCCUCGACAUCUCUUUUCUUCCUUAUUUGGAAACUCUCUCUGUACUGAAGUUAAAUGUUGGGGCGAUGAGUUUGGGAAGUUUAUAAUAUAUCCUGAUGGACAUGUACACGACAUGGCAGAAUCACAAAGUUCUGAUGAUGGCUCCCCAUGUUGGUUUAAACGUUGUCGAUUACAAAUUGCUGGCUGUCAAAGUGUCUGCUUCUAAAUAAGUUGAGGUUUUUUCUUCAGUUUUCUCAUCAAAUUUUACUGACUACACCAGUGGCUGUAGCUUUAGUGGAGAGGAGCUUUUUGAGUUAAAUUAUUGAAGACAAAUUAGAAUCUUCAAUGUCUCAACAAAGAUUGAGCUUGACUCAAUCAUUGAUGAUUUUGCAUUUAAGAACGGUUGAAUAAAUUGUUUUUUGUAGUUUUAUCUGUAUGAAAUACAUAAAAGUUGUUUUUGAGCUUUUUAUUAUGUCCCAGGUCUACAAAAUGUCAAGACUGGGCCUGCCUAUCAUGGUUGACAUAUUUUACUACUAUUUGAAAUGAAUUGACAACGAAUUUGCAUUCAAGGGACUCGAAGAGGAUUUCAAAUUAGGUUGCAACAUUUGCCAUGUCUAGAAGCACCUGAAGAAUGGAUAGAGCGAGUACAUUCACAGCAGUACUUCCAAGACGUAAUGAAGUGUGAAGUCAGCAAUCGGGAAACAAAGAAUUUACUUGAGAAGUAUAAUAAUGUAGAUUCUCAUGACAUGUACUUAAGCCGAGGUUCUCGUGAAGCCAUGCUCAAUGCAGCGGGUGGUGUUGUAACGG